AUGAAAGCAGCAGCAACGCCAUACCUUAGCCUCACAGGAAGCAACAAUAGCACUGCAUUACAACAGCACUGCAUUACAACAGCACUGCAUUACAACAGCACUGCAUUACAACAGCACUGCAUUACAACAGCACUGCAUUACAACAGCACUGCAUUACAACAGCACUGCAUUACAACAGCACUGCAUUACAACAGCACUGCAUUACAACAGCACUGCAUUACAACAGCACUGCAUUACAACAGCACUGCAUUACAACAGCACUGCAUUACAACAGCACUGCAUUACAACAGCACUGCAUUACAACAGCACUGCAUUACAACAGCACUGCAUUACAACAGCACUGCAUUACAACAGCACUGCAUUACAACAGCACUGCAUUACAACAGCACUGCAUUACAACAGCACUGCAUUACAACAGCACUGCAUUACAACAGCACUGCAUUACAACAGCACUGCAUUACAACAGCACUGCAUUACAACAGCACUGCAUUACAACAGCACUGCAUUACAACAGCACUGCAUUACAACAGCACUGCAUUACAACAGCACUGCAUUACAACAGCACUGCAUUACAACAGCACUGCAUUACAACAGCACUGCAUUACAACAGCACUGCAUUACAACAGCACUGCAUUACAACAGCACUGCAUUACAACAGCACUGCAUUACAACAGCACUGCAUUACAACAGCACUGCAUUACAACAGCACUGCAUUACAACAGCACUGCAUUACAACAGCACUGCAUUACAACAGCACUGCAUUACAACAGCACUGCAUUACAACAGCACUGCAUUACAACAGCACUGCAUUACAACAGCACUGCAUUACAACAGCACUGCAUUACAACAGCACUGCAUUACAACAGCACUGCAUUACAACAGCACUGCAUUACAACAGCACUGCAUUACAACAGCACUGCAUUACAACAGCACUGCAUUACAACAGCACUGCAUUACAACAGCACUGCAUUACAACAGCACUGCAUUACAACAGCACUGCAUUACAACAGCACUGCAUUACAACAGCACUGCAUUACAACAGCACUGCAUUACAACAGCACUGCAUUACAACAGCACUGCAUUACAACAGCACUGCAUUACAACAGCACUGCAUUACAACAGCACUGCAUUACAACAGCACUGCAUUACAACAGCACUGCAUUACAACAGCACUGCAUUACAACAGCACUGCAUUACAACAGCACUGCAUUACAACAGCACUGCAUUACAACAGCACUGCAUUACAACAGCACUGCAUUACAACAGCACUGCAUUACAACAGCACUGCAUUACAACAGCACUGCAUUACAACAGCACUGCAUUACAACAGCACUGCAUUACAACAGCACUGCAUUACAACAGCACUGCAUUACAACAGCACUGCAUUACAACAGCACUGCAUUACAACAGCACUGCAUUACAACAGCACUGCAUUACAACAGCACUGCAUUACAACAGCACUGCAUUACAACAGCACUGCAUUACAACAGCACUGCAUUACAACAGCACUGCAUUACAACAGCACUGCAUUACAACAGCACUGCAUUACAACAGCACUGCAUUACAACAGCACUGCAUUACAACAGCACUGCAUUACAACAGCACUGCAUUACAACAGCACUGCAUUACAACAGCACUGCAUUACAACAGCACUGCAUUACAACAGCACUGCAUUACAACAGCACUGCAUUACAACAGCACUGCAUUACAACAGCACUGCAUUACAACAGCACUGCAUUACAACAGCACUGCAUUACAACAGCACUGCAUUACAACAGCACUGCAUUACAACAGCACUGCAUUACAACAGCACUGCAUUACAACAGCACUGCAUUACAACAGCACUGCAUUACAACAGCACUGCAUUACAACAGCACUGCAUUACAACAGCACUGCAUUACAACAGCACUGCAUUACAACAGCACUGCAUUACAACAGCACUGCAUUACAACAGCACUGCAUUACAACAGCACUGCAUUACAACAGCACUGCAUUACAACAGCACUGCAUUACAACAGCACUGCAUUACAACAGCACUGCAUUACAACAGCACUGCAUUACAACAGCACUGCAUUACAACAGCACUGCAUUACAACAGCACUGCAUUACAACAGCACUGCAUUACAACAGCACUGCAUUACAACAGCACUGCAUUACAACAGCACUGCAUUACAACAGCACUGCAUUACAACAGCACUGCAUUACAACAGCACUGCAUUACAACAGCACUGCAUUACAACAGCACUGCAUUACAACAGCACUGCAUUACAACAGCACUGCAUUACAACAGCACUGCAUUACAACAGCACUGCAUUACAACAGCACUGCAUUACAACAGCACUGCAUUACAACAGCACUGCAUUACAACAGCACUGCAUUACAACAGCACUGCAUUACAACAGCACUGCAUUACAACAGCACUGCAUUACAACAGCACUGCAUUACAACAGCACUGCAUUACAACAGCACUGCAUUACAACAGCACUGCAUUACAACAGCACUGCAUUACAACAGCACUGCAUUACAACAGCACUGCAUUACAACAGCACUGCAUUACAACAGCACUGCAUUACAACAGCACUGCAUUACAACAGCACUGCAUUACAACAGCACUGCAUUACAACAGCACUGCAUUACAACAGCACUGCAUUACAACAGCACUGCAUUACAACAGCACUGCAUUACAACAGCACUGCAUUACAACAGCACUGCAUUACAACAGCACUGCAUUACAACAGCACUGCAUUACAACAGCACUGCAUUACAACAGCACUGCAUUACAACAGCACUGCAUUACAACAGCACUGCAUUACAACAGCACUGCAUUACAACAGCACUGCAUUACAACAGCACUGCAUUACAACAGCACUGCAUUACAACAGCACUGCAUUACAACAGCACUGCAUUACAACAGCACUGCAUUACAACAGCACUGCAUUACAACAGCACUGCAUUACAACAGCACUGCAUUACAACAGCACUGCAUUACAACAGCACUGCAUUACAACAGCACUGCAUUACAACAGCACUGCAUUACAACAGCACUGCAUUACAACAGCACUGCAUUACAACAGCACUGCAUUACAACAGCACUGCAUUACAACAGCACUGCAUUACAACAGCACUGCAUUACAACAGCACUGCAUUACAACAGCACUGCAUUACAACAGCACUGCAUUACAACAGCACUGCAUUACAACAGCACUGCAUUACAACAGCACUGCAUUACAACAGCACUGCAUUACAACAGCACUGCAUUACAACAGCACUGCAUUACAACAGCACUGCAUUACAACAGCACUGCAUUACAACAGCACUGCAUUACAACAGCACUGCAUUACAACAGCACUGCAUUACAACAGCACUGCAUUACAACAGCACUGCAUUACAACAGCACUGCAUUACAACAGCACUGCAUUACAACAGCACUGCAUUACAACAGCACUGCAUUACAACAGCACUGCAUUACAACAGCACUGCAUUACAACAGCACUGCAUUACAACAGCACUGCAUUACAACAGCACUGCAUUACAACAGCACUGCAUUACAACAGCACUGCAUUACAACAGCACUGCAUUACAACAGCACUGCAUUACAACAGCACUGCAUUACAACAGCACUGCAUUACAACAGCACUGCAUUACAACAGCACUGCAUUACAACAGCACUGCAUUACAACAGCACUGCAUUACAACAGCACUGCAUUACAACAGCACUGCAUUACAACAGCACUGCAUUACAACAGCACUGCAUUACAACAGCACUGCAUUACAACAGCACUGCAUUACAACAGCACUGCAUUACAACAGCACUGCAUUACAACAGCACUGCAUUACAACAGCACUGCAUUACAACAGCACUGCAUUACAACAGCACUGCAUUACAACAGCACUGCAUUACAACAGCACUGCAUUACAACAGCACUGCAUUACAACAGCACUGCAUUACAACAGCACUGCAUUACAACAGCACUGCAUUACAACAGCACUGCAUUACAACAGCACUGCAUUACAACAGCACUGCAUUACAACAGCACUGCAUUACAACAGCACUGCAUUACAACAGCACUGCAUUACAACAGCACUGCAUUACAACAGCACUGCAUUACAACAGCACUGCAUUACAACAGCACUGCAUUACAACAGCACUGCAUUACAACAGCACUGCAUUACAACAGCACUGCAUUACAACAGCACUGCAUUACAACAGCACUGCAUUACAACAGCACUGCAUUACAACAGCACUGCAUUACAACAGCACUGCCAUAUAUCUUACCUGCGUGCCUCUCACCUUAG
Messenger RNA from Closterium sp. Yama58-4, 4296 nucleotides. The record is from the annotation of a GenBank genome assembly. Lineage: Eukaryota; Viridiplantae; Streptophyta; Zygnematophyceae; Desmidiales; Closteriaceae.